Molecule: messenger RNA, 406 nt
Organism: Echinops telfairi (small Madagascar hedgehog)
Lineage: Eukaryota; Metazoa; Chordata; Mammalia; Afrosoricida; Tenrecidae
Gene: HIGD1C
Product: HIG1 hypoxia inducible domain family member 1C
Exons: 4
Coding region: 3-392 (129 amino acids)
Biological process (GO): mitochondrial respirasome assembly
Cellular component (GO): mitochondrion
Source: RefSeq, a predicted model, not a curated record
UGAUGAUACCUGCUCAGAUCUUCAGCUUCCUGCCCCGGAGACCCCAGGUGACAAGCAUCAACAAAGGUGACACAGCAACCACUGUUCCUAGGGAGACGAUGUCUUCAGAUAACCAGUGGUCAGCAGAUGAAGAUGAAAGCCAAUUGUCCCGACUGGUCAGGAAAUCCAGAGACUCGCCCUCUGUCCCUGUGGGGCUAGCGGGCUUUGUGACUGUGGUAGCCUAUGGGCUCUACAAGCUGAAAUACAGACGGAACCAGAAGGUGUCCAUCCAUCUUAUUCACAUGAGAGUCGCUGCCCAAGGAGUCGCUGUGGGAGCGCUGACUCUAGGUGUUCUCUAUUCGAUGUACAAGGAUUACAUUAGACCUCGACUCUUUGGCGUGACCAAAAAAUGAAGCUACUCUCUGGG